GUAUGGAUUUCUGUUACUGCUUCUUCAUAUCCUCAGGACUGUUAUUGCACUGGAGGAAAAGAUUAUAGUCAGUAAACUCGGAGACAACGCUACGCUGACUUGCAUUUAUCAAGGAAGAAAACCGCCCUUAAAAGAUUUACGGGUAUAUUGGCAAAUAGUAGAUGAUCAAGAAGAGUGUUCAGUUGUACAUGCGCUGAUCUCUGGUCAAGACAACGAAAGUGAACAGUGUAUUCACUUUAAAAACAGGACUCAGUUAUUCUGGGAUAGAUUGGGAAAUGGUGACUUUUCUCUGCUACUGCUGAAUGUCAGCCAGAGUGAUGAACGUACAUACAAAUGCGUAGUAAUGGAGAAAACCGAAUAUACCAGGAUGAUUCACCAAGCACAAGUGGUUCUCAGUUUAGCAGCUAGUUACAGCCAACCGAUACUCAGUGGACCCAUAAGAAACAGUGACAGCACUGGAGAGGAGGUGACUUUCAGCUGCAAGUCUGGCAACGGAUACCCAGAGCCCAACGUUUAUUGGAUAAAUAAAACAGAUAACAGCCACCUGCAUCCAUCAGAGAUAAAGAUCACCUCCCAUGCUGAUGGCACUUACAGCGUUUUUAGCACGCUGAAGGUUAAAGCCACUUCUAACAUGCAAAUAGAGUGCUCCAUAGAAAAUAAAAUACUGCAGGAAAAUAUGUCAGCCAACUACACACAGCAGAAGCAAAGCAAUGGUUCUAGCACAGAAAGUCAGAAAAACCUGGGAAAAAAGGGACAAGGUGCUCAAGCAGCUGGCAUCAUAUCCAUUGUCAUUCUGCUAGGUCUUCUAGCUGUUUUAACCUGCUGGCUGUGGAGACGGAGAUCCUCUAAACUAGUGUCCUACACAGGGCCAAUGCCAGCCGGCUCCAAGUCGGACGUGCCGCUGGCCAAGGCCAAGCCCAUCAGCAAAGGUGGUAGCAUCUCUGGG
This is a messenger RNA of Eurypyga helias (sunbittern), 946 nucleotides long. Its product is annotated as ICOS ligand-like. The annotation marks the transcript as partial. The transcript is spliced from 5 exons. Lineage: Eukaryota; Metazoa; Chordata; Aves; Eurypygiformes; Eurypygidae. The record is from RefSeq and is a predicted model, not a curated record.